This is a messenger RNA of Eucalyptus grandis, 2129 nucleotides long. Its product is annotated as probable disease resistance protein At5g63020. The transcript has 3 exons. Gene Ontology annotation, molecular function: ADP binding; DNA binding. The record is from RefSeq and is a predicted model, not a curated record. Gene Ontology annotation, biological process: defense response to other organism. Bases 185 to 2116 code for a protein of 643 amino acids. NCBI's taxonomy places the organism in Eukaryota, Viridiplantae, Streptophyta, Magnoliopsida, Myrtales, Myrtaceae.
AGCCAGAUCUCGAUCAUUUCUUCGCCAGCAAACCCUCUUCUGUUUGAUUGCCAUUGCCUCUUGCUUUUUGCUCCGGUGAAAAUUGCACUGGGGCAGACAAACCCAACUUUUGGUCGGAUUCUUGGAUGGUAAUCAUGAUCUGUGCCUCAGAUUUUCAAGAGCAACUUUAGUUCUUCUGGGGAAAAUGCCCAAAGAGAAGGACUCCUUUCGGGAGUAUGUAGAGUUCCUGCAGAACAACAAGUGGAAGUGUAACUUCUGCAACAAGGAGUAUGGCGGAAGCGUGACCAGGAUCAAGGCCCACUUAGCCGGAGUUGGAGGAUACGGGAUUCAUGGCUGCAACAUCGUCAAUAGCGAAGUGAGAUCAGAAGCCCAAAAAGCGUUAAAGGGUAAAGGACCAGUGGAGUCGAGGAACGGACCAGAAGGCAAUGCCUUGGGGUCAUCGCACCCUCGUUUUAUCAGUUCUAGCAUUACACAGGGUCCACAUCAGCCCGUGAAUGUAAGCGAUGAAGAUGCUUGCAGAGAGACUUCAUUCACUGCCAUGCCGAACCCGAGCUUUGAUGUCAUAAGCGCUGUAGGUAUAGGUUCAUCGGCCUCCAUUCCAUUGCACGAGACGAAUGUGCCCAGUCAGUCUCUUCUUGCUCAAAACAUGAUCUCGCAGAGGGACUUUUCAUCCUAUACACAACACCCUCAAUCUCAAGUUGGUUAUUCUAUUCCGCCGUGGAAUUUGAGUUAUCCCAGCAGUAGCAGAGACCUCGCAUCCGAAGCUUUGAUUAACAUGCCUGGCCCAGUAAAUGCUGAAGAUGGAGAACCCAAUACAGAGGUUCCACAAGAUGUGAGGACAGACGAUGCACUCGUGGAUAAUCGACCAAGUAGUUGUGGGCUUGUCGACCAGAAUACGCCAGCUUUGAAAAGAAAGCUGGAAGAACUAAGCAAUCGAGAAGCAGACAUGGAUGAUUUGGAGGCAUGGUGUAGGAAAGCAGAAAGGAUAAAAGGAGAAUAUUGGAGUAUGGUCCAGGCAUACCGAGAAGGCAGAUCUCUUGCUCCCCAGCAGAUAAAAAGAGUGGAUGACUUUAACAAAGAAGUUGAAGAUAUUCUAGGCCAUUUUAGUUUCCGGAAAGGGUCAACGACACAUGCUGCUGGAUGUAGGAAAAGUUCACCCUUGGUAACAACAGAGCUAGUAGGUAAAAAAAGUAAGAAGACAAUCGAACAGAUUUGUGCCUAUUUAAUGAAGGAUGAGAUUUUCAUCAUUGGCAUUUGUGGAAUGAGGGGGAUUGGCAAGACAGCCAUUUUAGUGCAUGUCCAUAAUAGAAUACUUGAGAGUCCUGCCUUCAAUGAUGUAUUCUGGAUUACUGUACCUCAUAAGUUUAGUGUGUACAAACUACAAGACGAGAUUGCCAAUGCAGUCGGACUAGAAAAUCUCUCAAAAGAUAAGGAUGUGAAGAGGAGGGCAUACAUAUUGAAGAGGCAUCUGAAGGACAAGAGAGCUGUCUUAAUUUUGGAUGACCUGUGGAUGCACUUCAAGAUUGAGGAUGUGGGAAUUCCAUUUGAAAAAGGUGCCCUUAAGUUGGUACUAACAACUCCAUCACUAGAUGUGUGUCAUAAGAUGCUCUGCCAAAAGCAUAUAAAAAUAGAUCUUCUAAAUUUGUCAAAUACAUGGAGCUUAUUUAAAAAGAAGCUUUGUUUUGGGCGAGAACUUCCUUCCGAAAUUAAAGAGAUUGCUCGGUCCAUUUUGAAUAAGUGUGAGGGUUUGCCACUUGGGAUCAUUGAGAUUGCAACUUGCAUGAGGGGGAUAGGGGAAGUGCACGAAUGGAAAGGCAUGUUGUGGAAAUUGACAAACUUGAAGGUGGAACUUGAUGUUUUCAAGAGGUUGAAACUCAGUUACAAAAAUUUGGGUGAUUCUCAAGUGCAACAAUGUUUAUUGCAUUUAAUAUUUUGUUUUGAAUUUCGAGGAUUUGAUCAAGAUGAUACAAAGUUGAUAGAGUCAUUCAUAGAUGAGGGUUUGCUAGGUGGAAUUUGCACCCGCCAAGAAUUGCAUGACCAGGGUUACACCAUAUUGGAUAAAUUAAGAAAGGGUUGCCUAUGGGAUCAUACAAUAGAAGAAGAAGAAGAAGAAUAAGAAGAAGAAGAAG